AUGCCAUUCGUGGUGUUAUUAUUUGCUUCCAUCUUUAUACAACUUGUUGCUGCCGGUGGAACAGGCCCUGGUGGACCUGGAAUAGCCAGCAUUCCUGACGAGUACAAUAAAGGAUGGUGGAAUAAAACAUACCACCCUAUAGCCCCACAACAAGUUCACUUGUCUUGGCUAUCAGAUGGCACCGCUGCACGCUUGCAAUUUGCCACAACCGAUAAAGUGGAUCGAGUUCAGCUCAUUUAUUGGCCAUUGUACCACAACAAUGAAACAACUUUGCUCGAAGAACCAGAACAAGCUGGCCCUUUUAUUGAUCCAGGACCUGCAAAACGCAUCCAAUACCUAUAUAAUUUCCGAACAAAGGACCUUGCACCUUCGACUCAAUUCCAGUACAAGGUGGGCGCAUUCAAAGAUAACGUUUCCUUGUGGUCGGACAUCUAUGAAUUUCAUACCCCUGAUUCCAAUGAUGAUUUUCGAUUCAUUGCUACUGCUGAUAUGGGUAUCGUCAAUGCCGUGUCAAUGCCAAUCCUUAAGCAAUUGGUACGCGAAAACGAAUAUGAUUUUCUAGCAAUGAUGGGCGAUCAGGCGUAUGAUCUCGCUGAUAUGGAUGGCACUAAAGGAGAUGAGUACCUGAAUUUUGCUCAAGAUGUGUAUGCACAAAUGCCUGUUUUGACGACACCAGGGAACCACGAGAAGCAUUAUAACUUUACUCAUUACAAACGUCGAUUCAACCACCUGCCUUUUAACGAAUCCAACUCAUCAACGCCUAUGUUGUAUUCCCUUGACUAUAAAUCCAUGCACCUGGUAUCGUUUUCAACCGAGGCUUAUUUUAGCAAUGAUACGAACGAGCUGCAAACAGCAUUACAGUGGCUCGAACAAGACUUAAAACGUGCCAAUACCAUGCGUCACGAACGACCUUGGCUCGUCGUCAUGGGCCAUCGUCCUCUUUAUUGCACUCCACGCAAUGACAAGGAUUGCUCGUGGAAAGCUGAUCUCCUUAGGCAUGGUCUUUUAUCAGCCGAUAACACAACACGUACUACAUUGGGAAUGGAGGACCUUUUCAUCAAGUACAAGGUGGAUUUGUAUUUAUGUGGGCACAAGCAUGGUUACGAACGCAGCUUUCCUAUUGCAGGCAACAAAAAGAUGGCUGACCAAUACCACAAUACCCCAUCCUAUUUUCAAGUUAUCACUGGCAAUGCCGGCAACUUUGAUGGACCCGAUCCUGUUGAUAUCACCACGCUGAGAGAGGAUUGGUCUGCCAAGUUUUACCCAGGUUAUGGAUUGACUUUUGUGUCUGUAAGUCCUACUGGACUCAACGUAUCGCAUUGGGAAUCAAGAAUCGAUGGCAAAAAGGGUGUCCAAAUAGAUAAUGUUAUCGUAACAAAGGAUCCAACGCUAUAA
This is a messenger RNA of Lichtheimia ornata, 1395 nucleotides long. RefSeq lists its product as uncharacterized. Lineage: Eukaryota; Fungi; Mucoromycota; Mucoromycetes; Mucorales; Lichtheimiaceae. Bases 1 to 1395 code for a protein of 464 amino acids. The transcript is spliced from 5 exons. Gene Ontology annotation, molecular function: metal ion binding; acid phosphatase activity. The record is from RefSeq and is a predicted model, not a curated record.